GGGCGCUCUCACAGCCAGGACACCCUGCGCCUCUUGAACGCGUCCGGCGCCAGCGCGGCCAUGAUAUUGCCCAUCGGGAGGACGGGUGCCGGCGCCGAGGUGUACCAGGAGGCCCGCGUGGAUGCUGACGUCAUUCUCACCUUCAAGCAGCUGCACGCCGCCAACCCCGGCCUCAACAUCUGCAUGGACAUCCAGUCCGCCUCCAACCUGGCGUUUCUGAUGCCGCACAUCGAGGGGGGCUGCGACGGGGGGUGCGGCGGCCUCAUGUCGUCGCCGCUCUUUGCGGCGGGCAUGGUGUGUCUGUCGGGAUUCCUGGACACGCUGUUCUGCCAGGCAUUCUACAACUCCGACAUUAUCAGGAUCUUGCGCAAAAUUCUCGUUGGGAGGGACAUCGCGGACACUGUCCACGUUCGCGUUCCGGAUCGCGCGUACCACAGCGCGCUCGUGCAGGUGCCCACGCCGCCGGGCCUGGCAGGCAGACGCUUCCAGAGCGUUUUCAGUCAGCUGCUCAGGGAGGGCCAGGUGUGCGUGGGAAUCUACAGGGUGGGCCUGAAUCGCGGCAACCAAGGACCGUACGUGUACACGUGUCCCACAAAAGAUGCGAUAGUAGAGGUGGGCCAGUGA
Molecule: messenger RNA, 624 nt
Organism: Ostreobium quekettii
Lineage: Eukaryota; Viridiplantae; Chlorophyta; Ulvophyceae; Bryopsidales; Ostreobiaceae
Source: the annotation of a GenBank genome assembly